Messenger RNA from Triticum aestivum (bread wheat), 927 nucleotides. RefSeq lists its product as uncharacterized. The record is from RefSeq and is a predicted model, not a curated record. The transcript is spliced from 2 exons. NCBI's taxonomy places the organism in Eukaryota, Viridiplantae, Streptophyta, Magnoliopsida, Poales, Poaceae. The coding region runs from base 270 to 698 and encodes 142 amino acids.
CUCGCUAGGUUUCCUCUGGAGAGGGUGUGGAUGAACUUGUAACCUGGCGGCGGCUCUUACUUCCUGAUCCCCUUCCUCUCUAGGCACUCUGUAUCCCCAAAUUCCUGUAAUCCGAACCAAUAUUCUACCUUGCUACCAGUUAAAUCGAUCGGGAGCGUAACAAGUGGUAUUCAGAGCCAUCUCCCCAUCCCGUUUCCGAAAUCCCUAGCCACAAUCUGGCGGGCCGGUUCCCUUCCAUUAUCCAGACCAGGAAGGGCAAGGCGGAGACCAUGGAAGAGCACACCAAGGCCUUGGCCGAGCUGACGGCAGCCAUCUCGACGCUCACGAGCAAGAUCGACGAGAUCCAUCCGGUGGUUCUGGAGCUACAAGGGUGGAAGCCGACAAUCGAGCGGUCUGUGGAGGACUUGCGGGCGGAAGUGGGUGAUUUGCGCUCGCAUCUAGUGCAAGUGGCGCCGGAGGAGGCUCACGUGGCUCCAGGGGCGGACAAGGCGAAGGAGGUGGUGCGGCCGACCCGGCUGUCUGACCUGCCUCCUCUGCUUCCUGCGGCGGCCAACGCGUCGCGCACCACCAUUGCCGAGUCAUCUUGGGCUCGCGGUGACCACGGUCACGGGCAUCCAGGCCACGGCAUCAACAUCACUAACCGGGGGACGUCUCCGGGUGAUCAUACCCAGGGGCCACCUCCGGUCACUGGUAUGUGAACUGGAAAUUCCAACCGACCCUGUUGUCGAGAGGUCAAAUUUUGUUGAAGAAGAAAACAAUUACUUGAAGGAAAAAUUGAAAAAAAUUGAGAAGGAGAAGAUGAUAUUGGAGCUGCAUGUUGCGGAUGUCGUCGAUGAUCACAAGAUCAAGAUGGAUGCAAUGCGCUUGAAGAUUAGAAAGAUUAAGAAAAUAUGCCGUUCAUACCGAGGCUUGGUAUCAUUAUGUUGU